Molecule: messenger RNA, 1150 nt
Organism: Cuscuta campestris
Lineage: Eukaryota; Viridiplantae; Streptophyta; Magnoliopsida; Solanales; Convolvulaceae
Source: the annotation of a GenBank genome assembly
UGUUGCAGAGAGGCUACACCGUCCAUGCCACUCUCAGGAAUCUCGGCGCGUUUUAUCACCCUUUCACGUGGCGUUAAGAUUUGAUUUUGUUUUUUUUUUCGUUGAAAAUUUUGGUGUUUGUAGGAGAUCCGACGAAGGUGGGGCUUCUGAAAGAGCUUCCUAAUGCGGAUUCGAAACUGAAAUUGUUCGAGGCAUAUGUCUACAAACCUGAUGGAUUUGCUCUCGCCAUUCAUGGCUGCCAUGUCGUCAUCCAUAUGGCCACUCCAUUGCAGCACACCCCACAAACCUCCCAGUACAAGAACACGGGGGAGGCAGCUGUUGCUGGAGUCAGGAGCAUAGCGGAAGCGUGCAUCAGAGCCGGGACUGUGAAGAAACUCAUUUACACCGCCAGUGUGGUGGCUGCAUCUCCAUUGAUGGACGGCGCCACUGGUUUCAAGGACACCAUGGACGAGACUUGUUGGACUCCUUUUGAUUUCCCAACUCCUUACCGUAUCGAUCACUUUGUGGAAUACACGAGAUCAAAGACAUUAGCAGAGAAGGAAGUGUUGAGCUACAACGGGAAAGGCAUACAAGUCGCAUCUCUUGCUCUCGGCCUUGUUGGAGGGCACGAGACGCUUCAGUCAUGGAUGCCGGAGAGCUUGGGUUCAAUGGUCUCCCAAGCGACGAAUGAUAAGAAUAGGUAUCAAGGCCUAAGGUUUCUAGAGGAGUUGUUGGGAAAAGUGCCAAUUGUACAUUUGGAAGAUGUUACUGCAGCCCACAUUUUCUGCUUGGAACACCCGCAUAUCAAUGGCCGGUUUCUUUGUGCUAGCUCCUUCCUUAAAUCUGUUGAGAUCGCUUGUUACUAUCAGCUCCACUUUCCCCUCAUUAAAAUCCCUCAAGGGUUCAUUGAGGACACAAUGAGGGACACAGAGUGGGGUUCAAGAAAGUUGGAAGAAGCAGGUUUUGAAUGGAAAUAUGAUUAUAGUACGAUUCUUUCCGACAGUCUGCAAUGCGCCAAGAGAUUCUGCAGUAUCCUCAACUGAACUAUAUGGUUAUCAGUAUCUUGAUGAGGUCGGAAUGCACCAAGAGAUUCUAUAAUCUCCUUAAUUGAACUAUGGUUCUCAGAAUCUUGUACCAAUAACAUGUUUAUCAAUCAAUACUACCGUAGUAU